Anopheles coustani is the source of this 3237-nucleotide messenger RNA. RefSeq lists its product as uncharacterized. Bases 1 to 3237 code for a protein of 1078 amino acids. NCBI's taxonomy places the organism in Eukaryota, Metazoa, Arthropoda, Insecta, Diptera, Culicidae. The transcript is spliced from 6 exons. The record is from RefSeq and is a predicted model, not a curated record.
AUGGAACGAGCCGGCCAGCAGUAUGGGCGGGUGGCGUACUGUCCCUACAGUGAUUCCAGCUCAUCCGAGCUCCAGUCUUACGUACGACCGUUCGACACGGUGCGGGCACUGCACGAGACAGUUGUUUCGCUACGGACGGCUCUGGAGGAGUCCCGCCGGGAGGUGGAUCAGUUGCGCCAGCAGAUCAGUGUUCGUGAAACGGUUGAGCAAGGCCGAUCCUCCGCGAAACACGCCAACGAACCGUUCAAAGGUGUAGCUGCGAAGGAGCGAAACCGUUCGGCAACACCGGUCCAGAACCGUUCCGAACAGCCACGUCAAGCACGUGAGGAAUUGCAAACACAGUCCAAUCUCCACACAAGUCGGGAAACGAUCGAAGAGGAAACUCUUCGCGCAAACUUAGAUGGAGAUAGGAAACCCAAAAGGUUGCAUAAGAAACGCAAAACCAAAUCUCACCAAACGCUAGAAACGAGCUGUUCUGCGUCUACGGUUGCGGGAAGUCAGGAGGGGUUAGCCGACGUUAACGAAAAAGAUUCAGCUCGUGCAAAGAAAUCGUCGGGACGGGAUGCUACUGCGACGGCAGCGCACCAGAAGGUCUGCGUAGUUCCCGACAUACAGAUAGUCUCGCAUCCCGGCACAGGCUCAAACUCCGGCGCGAUGGCUUCGCGGAUAGAUGUCAAGAUAAAAGUGUCAUCCAACAUCAACAUGGACGACGGUAGCUCGGAGGUGGAGAGCUCAGAGGACACAAAAGACGGCUCUCAGCCACCGGAAGCACCGGAAGAGGCAGACGAUACGCACGGUUCCGUCGACCAGACGCCGGAAGAUGAAGAGAAAACGAUAGCAAACGAUGCCAAUACGGAGGGUGAGGGAGGGGGGUUACACGUGCGCGCGGUCAACGAGGAACAGCUGACCGUGGGCAAGAGUUCCGAGGCAAUCAGCGUGCGUCAGGUGUCGUCGGAAAAUUUGCACGUCGAUACCGAUCGCCAAUCGAACGCAUCCAUCUCUGAGGGUGACAACUCGGUGUUCGCUGAAGAUCCGGCUCCUCUUACGGGGACAGUGGAAACUCCGACGGAUGGUGAUGGGCGACGAAGGGACCCACCCGUUACCGGUAGCUACUCGGUGUCGGAUCCGACGGACGAGUCUCAACGGCAGAGGAUAAAGAAAAGUGAGUCCGAGAACCAGGAAGAGGUGGACGACAUCGAGCUGAUCUUCUCUUCCGAUGACAACGCCAAGGACAUCAUUCAGGAGGAUCUGGUGUCGAUCUCGGACUACGAACCGUGGCACGAGGCAGGACAGUCCGGUACGCCGGUGCUCGUGAGCUUCACGCACCUAUCGUCGGACCGGGAGAAGGGAAGUUCGCUAGAGCGCAGCGAUAGUGAGGUAGUGGCCGAGGGUUACGAAUCGCUGGCGAAGGGCAAGAGCCUCGAGAGUCAGGACUCGCUCAGCUUGGACAACAUGAAAAAGAGUUUGGACUUUAGCACGAAAUCGUCGAGCUUGGAGAAGGACUCAAGCUUGGACUAUGGCGCUCCAGGAGGCGUUGCUGGCGGUGCGGGUUCCGGCUCGAAUGGGGAAGGUACGGCGCAGGAUGACAGCUUCGAUGUCGGCGGCAUCAAUUCCCUGGCGGCGUCCGGUGCCCUGGGACGUCGCUGGACCAACUUCAACGUGCUGAUCGAGACGGACAUCUCCAAGUGCGGUAUCACCGAGGAGAACAUUCUGGAGAUGGGUCGUCGGAACACCUGUCCGAAUCCGCCCGCCUACCGACCCAUCAUCCACCAGGGUAGCCGCAUGCAACCGUCCGGAUCGUCCAACCGGAGCCCACUGGCGGUAAAAUUUUCCCGCUCACCGCGAACCUACUCCCCGCAUCAGUAUCUUCCGCCGGGGAAAACGCUGCGCACGGUGAUCGCCGCCGAGAGUGGCGUCCGCGGGGCGGCCGGGGACGAAGUGAAACGUUCCCGUGCGGCACAGACCGACAUCUCCGCCCUGGCGCAGCAAUGGCGCUCGGAAACCCAUCUGGCCGGUUCCGAGUUCGUCCCGGGGCUGUACACACUGCCGUCGAAGUUCGUGCCACCGGCCCCCGGUGGGAAAGGUAAAUUCCCACUCAGACCGUCCGACAAGACGCAGGAAGCGCGCCGGGUGCUGCUGAGCGACAUUAACUUCACCAGCAUGGUGCCCGAGCUGUCCCGGUCGGCCGACCAUCUUUGCCAGCAUCAGCAGGACGAGAACGGCGACCCGAACCGGUCACCCAACUACUGCAAAGGAAACCUGCUAAGGACGCCGGAGGCCACCAAAGGGAUUCCACCAAGCUUCAGCAUGACCUCACCCGGCGUCUCCCAGUGGACGGUGAACGAGAGCAGCAUCGCGACCCAGACGACGCAGACGGACGCCUUCUGGACCAACCGGGGCGACUCGUUCGACUCGUCCAAGAGCUACUCGGCCAGCUCGCGCUACUCCACACUCAGCAAGCACCACCGGUCCCGGAGCGUUCCGUCGAUGCGGUGCGCCAUCUGCCGGCAGACGCACCAGAACACGGCCCUGCGCCCUUCGGAGAGCAUGCACUACACGCCGCGAGUCACGUUCCAGGAGCAGCCGAUGCACAAGAUCCGCGGAUCGCUGCCCGACCUGCGCCACGAUUGCAACUGUCCGCGCCGGUACGGUGGGCCCUCGCUCUACCGGAUCCAUGGCGACUCGGGUGGCUCCACAGACAGCCUGCUGGAGGAGGCGGAGGAGUUCUUGCGGAGGUCGCUCGAAGGAGGCACCAUGCUCGCAAUGGAGGACACCCCUGGGCAACCGGUGGACGUCGGCGUACCACCGCCGGCAACUGCAGGCCUGCUGCCACACGGAGCAUUCCACGGACACGCGAUCGGUGGCCAUCCACAGUAUGCGCACCUUCCGCAUCCGCACCCGUCGGCCAAACAUCGACGUUGCUCGGAAAACGACAUUCAGCGGGAUUUUAUACCCUCCAAACAAGCGCUGCCAUUUCUGCCAAAAACGCCCAAAUGUCUCAAGCCAGGCCAUCUGGCGAAGGUCAUCUCGCGGAAUGGGCGCGUCGUCGUCGGCCGAGUGCGCUACAUCGGCCCACUGGCCGGCUCCGACACCGACGACAGUUACGUGGGUCUGCAGCUACCGAACAACUUGGGCGAUUGCGAUGGAACCAUCGAUGGGAAACGCUUUUUUGACUGCGAACCACUGCAUGGCAUUUUCGUGCCGUUCAAGAAGGUUGUCAUGGCGUGGAAUGCAUAA